AGCCAGCCAAUUAACUCAACAAUCUGGAUAAGAAAACUCCGACCGUCCCCAUCAACCUUAACCGAGAAUUACACCUGUCGCCCAUAAAACUGUACACGUGUCUUCACCCUACAAAUUUUCUAAAUUCGGAACAUCGUGCUGUCAACUGAGCCCCAGCGGCCGCUCUCGAAUCAUUACUUCAAAUUUAUUGAAUUCAGCUUCAAUAAUUCAAUCAAUCCAAUCGGCGUUUUUGUAGUAACAAUUAUAACGAGAAAUUAUGAGUUUCAGAGACGAUAACGAAGAUGCAAGGGACCUGCGGAAGCCGUUUUUGCACACCGGGAGCUGGUACAAAAUGGGCUCCAGACAGUCUAGUAUGAUGUCGUCAUCGGCUCAGAUCCUCCGUGAUGGCUCCAUCUCCGUCGUCUUUUGCGUCAUGAUCGUCGCCCUGGGCCCCAUCCAAUUCGGUUUCACGUGUGGCUACUCUUCACCUACGCAAGCUGGAAUCAUCAACGAUCUUAAUCUUUCAAUUUCAGAGGUUUUUGAGAGUGUGGCAUUUGAUAUCGGAUAUAUGAGAAUUCUAUUCAUUAUUCGUUAUAUAAAGUUACAGUUUGUGAUUUCCAAACAGUUCUCCGUUUUCGGCUCUUUAGCGAAUGUGGGAGCUAUGGUUGGUGCAAUAGCAAGUGGUCAAAUAGCAGAGUACAUUGGCCGCAAGGGGUCGCUAAUGAUUGCUGCAAUUCCUAAUAUCAUAGGAUGGCUGGCCAUAUCUUUUGCCAAAGAUUCUUCCUUUUUAUUUAUGGGAAGGUUGUUGGAAGGGUUUGGUGUUGGUGUAAUCUCUUACACGGUGCCUGUGUACAUAGCUGAGAUAUCACCUCAAAACAUGAGAGGAAGUCUUGGAUCAGUGAAUCAGCUCUCAGUUACAAUUGGAAUAUUUCUAGCGUAUUUGUUGGGACUAUUUGUCAACUGGAGAGUGCUCGCAGUUUUAGGGAUUUUGCCUUGUACAAUAUUGAUACCUGGGUUAUUUUUUAUACCAGAAUCUCCACGAUGGCUGGCCAAAAUGGGGAUGACAGAAGAUUUUGAAGCCUCUUUGCAAGUCAUACGAGGAUUUGAUACAGACAUUUCUAUUGAAGUUAAUGAAAUAAAGAGGUCUGUAGCGUCUUCAACCAGAAGAACAACAAUUCGAUUUGCUGAUCUAAAGCGAAAAAGAUAUUGGUUUCCUUUGAUGGUAGGAAUUGGAUUAUUGGUUCUCCAACAACUCAGUGGCAUCAAUGGUGUUUUAUUCUAUUCGAGUACCAUCUUCAAAAGUGCUGGGAUCUCAUCAAGUAAUUCUGCUACAUGUGGACUGGGGCUUGUCCAGGUCAUGGCUACCGGGGUCAAUACAUGGUUGAUGGACAGGGCUGGCCGCAGGCUGCUUCUUUUAAUAUCUUCAUCUGGGAUGACUGGCAGCUUGUUACUUGUUGCAGUUGCAUUUUAUUUGGAGGGUAUUGUGUCAGAAGAUUCUCGUUUAUAUAGCAUACUGGGGAUACUGUCACUUGUGGGCCUUGUGGGUAUGGUAAUUUUCUUCUCCCUGGGAGUUGGGGCAAUUCCUUGGGUCAUUAUGUCUGAGAUUCUUCCAGUAAAUAUCAAGAGCCUUGCAGGCAGCGUUGCAACAUUGGCAAAUUGGCUGGCAUCCUCGAUAGUCACAAUGACUGCAAAUUUACUUUUGUCUUGGAGCCAAGCAGGAACCUUCAUUAUUUACACAAUAGUCACUGCUUUCACUGUUGCUUUUGUAUCACGUUGGGUCCCUGAAACCAAAGGAAGAAGUCUUGAAGAAAUUCAGUCUUCUUUUAGAUGAAACUGGUGUUAUCUGUUCUAAUCCUUUGCAAGUAUAUGUCAUCUGGUGUCUCAUCAUUGAUAUUUGGGCAAAUUGCUUCCAUCGUUGUUCUAUAAUUCAUGUGUAUUUUUUAUCUAGCAUAAGGAGGAAAAGGAGAGGACAAACACCGUGUUGUUAUUAUUAUUUAAAAAAAUUCUUCUAAUAUUAUAUUUUUUUCAUCCAGUAUAUGUAAUAAAAGGGUUCUUCAUUCUACUAGAGAAAACUGAGGAAUGUUACACAACACAAACCAAACAGAGGGAGAGGAUGACUCAGAAAGAUAGUGUGAUUUGUCACUUUUGGGAUCCCUCUGCAUGUAGAGAAGCAAGAAAUUGCUUGAGACACCUAUUGUAGACACAAGGUCGCUCCAGGUGAACCAAAUGACCUGCAUUCUCUAUGCCCUGAAAUGUCGCAUUCUCUCCUAAUUGCCUGUAAGUAAACCACCUCUGUCAUUUUAGAUUUUUAUGGGAUUGUAAAGUCAUAAUAAUUCCAUUAACAACUUUCUUGAGUGACUAUUUUGGUUGCCCGGUGCAGCAACAAUAGUGAUCAUUAAUGUGGUUUGUCUAUAUGUAAACUGUUCUUCAUAUAAAUAGAGGUCUUAUACAGAAGCGUUUGGAUCAA
Molecule: messenger RNA, 2446 nt
Organism: Mangifera indica (mango)
Lineage: Eukaryota; Viridiplantae; Streptophyta; Magnoliopsida; Sapindales; Anacardiaceae
Product: sugar transporter ERD6-like 6
Exons: 17
Coding region: 257-1810 (517 amino acids)
Biological process (GO): carbohydrate transport; transmembrane transport
Cellular component (GO): membrane
Molecular function (GO): sugar transmembrane transporter activity
Source: RefSeq, a predicted model, not a curated record